Messenger RNA from Pygocentrus nattereri (red-bellied piranha), 6404 nucleotides. RefSeq names its product calcium/calmodulin-dependent protein kinase 1Da (gene camk1da). Lineage: Eukaryota; Metazoa; Chordata; Actinopteri; Characiformes; Serrasalmidae. Gene Ontology annotation, cellular component: intracellular anatomical structure; cytoplasm. Bases 537 to 1862 code for a protein of 441 amino acids. The transcript has 11 exons. Gene Ontology annotation, biological process: peptidyl-serine phosphorylation. The record is from RefSeq and is a predicted model, not a curated record. Gene Ontology annotation, molecular function: calcium/calmodulin-dependent protein kinase activity; ATP binding; calmodulin binding.
GUGCGCGCUUUUAACAGUUCGCGCGGCCGUUUGGCGCAGUGCGAACAAUCCGCACGCGCUCUCUCCGCCCUCUCUCCCUCCGCGCGCGCCGGCGGGUCGGUGCCGCGAGCAUCUUCCCACUCACUCCCUCACUCCCUCACUCAUCGCCAUAACAACCGGCUCGGUCCUCGUCGUGUCCUCCGUUCCCGUUGCCGCUUCUCUGGAGGAGCGCGCACACGCGCUCGCGCGGACAGAUAAAGCCCCCCCCCCCCUCUAUGAGUGGGUUACGUCAAAGCCGUUUAAAGCCGUUGCAGGUGUGCGGCGGCGGGAAGCGCGCGCGUGUCUCUCUCUCUCCGUAACAGGCGUUAGGAGAGAAGGAGGGCGGUGGGGGUCUCUGUUCGGUCCCGUCUAUCCGCAUCGUGUCUCUGUACAGCAGCAGGAAGUGUAACUCGAACCGUGGGAAAGCGGCGUGUUCUCCUCCGGGGAUCCAAGAAAAAGCUACAGCCGCCGCCGUCCGUCCGUCCGUCCGCGGUCCUCCCUCCCCCGGUUCCGCCACCAUGGCUCGGGAGAACGGAGAGUCGGGCAAAGACUCGUGGAAGAAGCAAGUGGACGACAUCAAGAAAAUAUUCGAGUUCAAGGAGAUCCUCGGAACAGGUGCGUUCUCAGAGGUGGUCUUGGCUCAGGAGAGAUCUACAGGGAAGAUGUUUGCAGUGAAGUGCAUCCCUAAAAAGGCCCUGAAGGGGAAGGAGAGCAGUAUUGAGAAUGAGAUCGCUGUGCUCCGCAAAAUCAAGCAUGAGAAUAUCGUGGCCCUGGAAGAUAUCUAUGAAAGCUCUGAUCAUCUUUACCUAAUAAUGCAACUAGUUUCAGGAGGGGAGCUGUUUGACCGUAUAGUGGAGAAAGGAUUCUACACAGAGAAAGAUGCCAGCACACUCAUCAGACAAGUACUGGAUGCAGUGAACUACCUUCACAGCAUGGGCAUCGUACACAGAGACCUGAAGCCAGAGAAUCUUCUGUAUUUUAACCCUCACGACGGCUCAAAGAUCAUGAUCAGUGACUUCGGCCUAUCAAAGAUGGAGGGCACAGGUGACGUUAUGUCCACUGCCUGUGGCACACCAGGAUAUGUGGCUCCUGAGGUGCUUGCUCAGAAGCCUUACAGUAAAGCAGUUGACUGCUGGUCAAUUGGAGUAAUUGCCUACAUCCUGUUGUGUGGUUACCCUCCAUUCUACGAUGAAAAUGACUCCAAACUCUUUGAACAGAUCUUAAAAGCUGACUAUGAGUUUGAUGCACCUUACUGGGAUGAUAUCUCUGACUCAGCCAAGGACUUCAUCGGCAGUCUGAUGGAGAAGGACCCUGCUAAACGCUUUACCUGUGAGCAGGCCCUCCGCCAUCCAUGGAUUGCUGGAGACACUGCUCUCUGCAAGAACAUCCAUGAGUCCGUCAGUCGUCAAAUGCGUAAAAACUUUGCGAAAAGCAAGUGGAGGCAAGCCUUCAAUGCCACGGCAGUGGUGAGGCACAUGAGACGGCUUCAGUUGGGCAGCAGUAUGGGCAGCAGCAUGGACGCUGGUCACACGGGCAGUGCUGCCCAGAGCCGAGGGCAGGCAGCAAAGUUGACAGCAAGUCCAUCACCAAACCAAACCCAAACCCCAACCCCAGCUUCAGCCAUCAGCCAAAACCAGAAACCUGCUCAGAGCCAGAACCAGUAUCACAUUAACAACAUGUCUACAGAGUCACCCCCUAUACCACGAAAAGAGUGCACAGCUCCUCCCCACACUUCCUGUUCUCUGGCAUCCGCAGCUUCCUCUCAGGCUCCAGGGGCGGAGCCCUGCAGGCCACACCCCUCUUCAGUUGCUUCGGUGAGCACUGUGUUAACUGGGACCAAGUGACGCCAGGUUCUGCGGGGAGAGAGCUGGGAGGCCACUGCCCUUUAAGCCCGCCCCUCAGCCCGCCCCCCGCCCUGCCAUUAGGAUAGGCAGAGGACUCACCCGCCCACCAAAUCGCCAUAAUAACCACUGAGAGACUCAAUGCCGCACGCCGCUCAAUGCACACCACAACUCGUCCUGCCAUUUGACCUCCAAGGCCACCAGGGGGCACAACGCAUGUGGAGGCAGGACGAGCAGGUGUAGCUGGAGAUUUUUUGAAGACGUGGUCGGACAGGACUGAGAAGGAAGCUUGUUAUGAAUGUGCUACGAAUCACAGCAGCCAUUUACCCUUCAGAAAGGACUUCGAACGAACUUCAGAGGAAUGUGUGAGGUGGAGUGUGUCUGCCUUUAGCACCAGGCAGAAUUAAUGUCAAACUGCUGUUCUUACAUCUAUAGCUCUUCCCUCCUUUCCCUCCAUUUUCUCUCUUUUUCCUCUUCACUCCUCUCAGCACUUCCUAUAGAAUGUUGUUCGACUUGACUCAGAGGGGUUUUGCAUCUUUAUUUCUAGAGUUUCUAGUCUUUCAAUUAUUCGUCUUGCUGACCUGCAGAAGUGCUUUAUAAAUCAUGUUAGACUGUUUGGAGCCAUUAUCUGGGUCUGAGUUUAAUGUGUUUGCACAUGGGAGCUCCACAGCCACUGGCUGAGUAACUGUUGCCCUGCAGUGUUUGAUGGAGAGAUGAGAUUGUUAAGGGUUUAUAACCUCACCUUUGGGUCAUCGAGUCAGCUCAUCUAUUAAAACACGCAGUAUGUUCUGUUUUCACUCUUAAACCGUGACAGUACAGUGCAAAUGACUUGAGUCAUAUUCUGAUGUGAGGUGUACUUCUCGAAUCUUUCCCUCAAGUAUGAUUUUUUUCAAUUUUAUUUAGUACUCCCAAAUAGUGAUUACUGAAAAUGAAUUGUUACACACUUUGAUGCACACACACUCACAAUUAUAUUCAAACACACACUCGCACACAGGCAAAUUGCUUGAAAAGCCAUUGCAGCAUCUCUUCAAACCCAGUGUACGAGUUCUCAGGGAAUUCCACAGCUGCACUGGGCAUUAGGUUCAUAUCCAUAGCAGCCCUUCCAUUGCCUCGGGACAGGACAGCCAGGCCUGAGCAUUUGAUGGGGAAAUAGAAAAUAGAUUUUACAAUAAAUUAGAUCUUCAGCACCGUCCACCAGUGUACCAAGCUGUGUCAGUUAACUCUAUCAGAGGUCCCGAGUCAGGCUAAUUGUAAUGAUUGUAUAACCUUUUGCUGUGGCCAGUGGGCACAUAUCAUGUAAAUAUGUCAAGAGGCUACAGAGAGUAUAGCAUAAAUGAAAACAGACGUGUAUCUAGUACAAAUUCAGAUGAGUUGAACUUCACCUUAAAGCUAAGGGCUAAGUUAUGGCUUAACCACUUCCUUAGAGAAGGCUUUUAGAGAGACCUGUGACUUCAUGCUCUGGAUGGAUGUGUUCUAGUGUGUGGUUCUCAUUGUCAGUAACUGAUUCUGAGUUUCUAGCCUAGCCUCCUGCAGCCUUUAUACCGUAUUGCUAUUGCAGGAGCAGAUUCACGUGCAGAGAAAGAAGGGUGUGUCACGUUCUCCUAAGUGCCAUCGGAAUCUUCAUGCAAUUUCCAUCAAUGUCUUUUAUGAAUGUCUUUUCCAUAAUGUAGUCGAAGUCACUGUCAAACCACUGUAACACCAUUUUUAUCUUGGUCUUCAUUUGCUGUUGAAAGGUGUUUGAGCUUCUUGGCAGCUUCUGUCAUGGCUACAGCUCAUUCAUCUUGUCAUGCUAAGUCGUUGCGCUCAUCAGAGAUUUCAGAAGUUCCCGUGUUUGCAGUCGGCUGAGAGUAAACCUGUAGCACCCAGUGACCGUUUAUCUGUGCAUUACUGUUGAGUGUUUUUAUAUUGUCGGUUAGCCAGGGACAGACAUGGAGCUCUCCGAGUCUGUCUCUGUCUUUGUUUCUAUUAUGGUAUUUGUGUAUAUGUGUGUGUGUCUGUCUAAAUGUGUAAAUGUGGAGUGAUUGAUGUGUAAUUAACACCUGUCAAAAAGUCCAUCCAAGCUCCAGCCCUUAGAACAUAGAGAGAGCAUAAUCGUCCUCGCUCUCUUUGGGUGGGUAGGGUGUCUCUCAUUCUCCCCCCAUCACCCCCCCCUUUUCCUCUAAACGCAUUGAGCUCUUAUGAUGCGGCGUUGAAGAUGGCGUGACGCUUCACAUGACUUGGAGAAAGUACCUGCUAGUUUUGAGGGCCCUGUGUCAUCUUGUAGAAAAUUUUGAGUGGAAAAUUUUCAAACCAAUCCAAUGCCUCAAGCUCCAGGCAGAGAUCCAAGUAUGGAGCAAUGGUGCACUCGUCAAUAUUGUUUCUAGUCUUUCAAUUAUUCGUCUUGCUGACCUGCAGAAGUGCUUUAUAAAUCAUGUUAGACUGUUUGGAGCCAUUAUCUGGGUCUGAGUUUAAUGUGUUUGCACAUGGGAGCUCCACAGCUACUAGCUGUGGUCCUGCAGUGUUUGAUGGAGAGAUGAGAUUGUUAAGGGUUUAUAACCUCACCUUUGGGUCAUAAAGUCAGCUCAUCUAUUAAAACACGCAAUACGUUCUGUUUUCCUUCUAAAACCAUGACGGUACAGUGCAAAUGACGGGAGUCAUAUAUUGUCUGACAAGCCUGCCGUUAGCCCAUGGAUGUUAUGUUAGUUUGGCUGUUUGUAGAUCGUAGCUGUGUCCCAAUUAAUGGGCGAGUUCUUCGAAGGCUGCAUAGACCCGUGAAAGCUGAACCAAAAGGGGGUUGUCUGCUCUACCGUGGAUUUCCUGUUUGCAUCACAGCACCACUGUUACCACCCUUGCCACUGCAUCACAAAAUGCUGCUUCUGUCAAGUUCUUUUAAAGUUAUUAAAAGAUGGAGCCAGGACCUUGAUUUUAUUUAUUUUUUUUAUAUAGUGCACCACAGUCUUAUAAAUCUGCUCCUUCCUCCCUAAAACAAAACAAAACGUUAGCGUAAAUUUUGCUUCAGACCACAUUGGCAUUUUUAACAUUUGUGUCGCUAUUCAACUCCUUUAAAAGUGUUUCCUCAACCAUCCGCCUCUCCGCUGACGCCGCCAUGUUCUGGAUUCUUCGCCACCCCACAUUGGACAUCAGGAUAUGUUGGCUGGUGAGGGUUUGGAUCCCAUUGGAUCAUUUGUUGCCAUGGAAAAGGACAACACAUUUCUUGGCCGGUAGAUGAAAGGGACUUUGAAAUGGGACAACCUAGUCGGCCUUCAAAUGCAGCCUCUGAAGGAUGCAGUCCCUGAAUUGGGACACAGCCCAUGUUACAUUUUGCUGCAAUCUAGCACCAAAACCUCAACAGAUGUGUAUCAUAACGAGAGCAUCUGGGGAUAACCAUGAGACAUCCAAGGCCUCAAUCUCCAUGGGGAGCUCCAAGUAGGUGGCGAGGAACACUGUACGACAGACUGCAAGUCUGUGGUCAGCCUAUGGAUGUAACACAAGUCCCCUCAAAAAAGUUUCAAUUAAGCAUGUAGCUUGAAUUAAGCAUGUGCAUAUGUGCAGAGAAGCACAUGACAUGCAGUAAAAACUUUUACCUCUAGUGAGGGACAACAGUUCCAUUAACUAAUGAUAGCGUUUUGCUAGCUAGCUUGUGUCCGUUUGCAGUCCAGACAUUAAAAGAGCAAGGAUUAGAGCAGUUUGCACGUGGAUUUAGAGAUGACUAAGAGAGCCUAAUUGGCCUCGCUUUCUCUGGGCAGUUAGUGUUCUCCUCCAAGCAUGUUGAACUGUCCAAUGAUGUUAUGUGCAUAGCAGUUUAAAAGGGUGGAGGAAGCAUAAGUUAGCUUUCAUCGUGUGAAUGGGGGAGAGGGACCCAGAUACUGGGUGGAAUUGGCAAUGAUUAAUUUGGGGAGAAAAAUCUAAUCAUAAUGGCCAUGACACGUCUGAAAGGAUGAAAUCGUGGUAAAAGAGUGCCAUUAAAUGUGAUGCUGACAGGAAUUUGUCCAGUUUCUCUAUCAGUAGUGCACACAAAAACACACAUCUCCAUUAUCCAUGAUGGACACACACACACAACCCCAGCUCCACCACCACUUAGUGUGGAUGAUAUGAUGAUAGCAAUGUAGAGAACUGAGUUUAUGCCUAAUCUGUAUCAUUAUUUCUUGUGUUUGCUUUUACUGUGGUCUUCUAGUGUGUUAAUGUCCAGAGUUUUCACUCUGUUGGUCCAAAGGUUUUGUAAAUAGUGUACUGCAGGCUAAUCGUUCUGUUGUUUCUGUGAGGAGAAUGUGCUGAUGAUGAGGGUGUGUGUGUGUGUGUGUGUGUGAGCACUCAUGCAUGUGUAUGUGUGUAUGUGGUCUUUGGAAUGUUUAACUAAUCAAACAUGUAUGUUAUCCUGUCCUAAAAACACUGCCUUUUUCUGGAGCUCUGCAGUGUACAUGUAUGUUUUAACAACUGUCUGAUAUUCAGUAACUAUCUCUCUCCCUCUCCCUCUCUCUCUCUCUCUCUCUCUCUCUCUCUCGCUCUCCCUCUCUCUCACAGUCUCCCUCCCUCUCUCUCUCACUCUCCCUCUUUCCCUCUCCUUCU